GUGGGUCCCUCAGAAAUUUUUCGUAAGGGUGGACGCCUGGGGCUUCAGAAAACCCUAGGGUGGCACACCAAAAGCUAAAGCCGUGACUGAAUUUAAGUAAUUCGGUUAUGCUGAAGAAGUAUAUAGACGAGUUGAAAACUAUGUCAAAAAGAAGAGUUAAAGGAAUGGCACACUGUUAUGCUUUGGUUUCUCAUUUUACAGUUAAAUAUUGACAAUUAUUUGAUGUACGUAGACCAAUAUUGGCACAGUUAACACUGUGAGUUCCAGAACAGUACUGUUUUUAGGUGUUAGGUGAUUAAUUGUUCUUCUUCCGUCUGUCCUUUACAAAGACAAAUACGCAGCUUUAAUUUAAUAAUAAUACACUGGAUUUAUAUACCGCUUCUUUGGAUGCUCCAACACGCUUUACAGAGAACAAGAACAACAAAACAAAACAAGAAUGAAAUGAUCCAUAAGAAGGGAAACGAUGCACAGAGGGAGAAGAAGAACACAGUUUUUAGAGGUUGUAGGCAGUUUUAAAGAGGUGUGUUUGUGUUUUGAGGGAUUUUUUGAAGGUGGAGAGGGAGGAGGAGUCUCUGAUGUAUUUAGGGAGAGAGUUCCAGAGGGUGAGAGCAGCAAUGGAGAAGACCCUGCCCCCCCAGGUGUGGUGGUUAGUCCUGGUAGGGGGACAGGACGUUGGCAUCAGCAGACCUGAGAGCGUGGGAGGGAGUGUGCUAGCGGAGGAGCUCAGACAGGAAGUGACCGGAAAAUCGUUUGGUUGCAACGACUUCCGUGCGGCCUUAGAGAAUGGAGUCCUGCUUUGCGACUUGAUCAACCAGUUGAAACCUGGUAUCAUUAAGAGAGUAAACAGGCUUUCUACUCCCAUUGCUGGCCUGGAUAAUGUGAAUGUAUUCCUGAAAGCCUGUGGGAAACUGGGACUGAACGUGUCUCAGCUGUUUCAUCCCGGAGACCUGCAGGACCUCUCCACUCGCGCAAACCUCAGGCGAGAUGAAAGCAACAGAAGACUCAAAAAUGUUCUCAUCACAAUCUACUGGCUGGGUCGCAAGGCAAACCUAGAUGCUUUCUACAGCGGCCCUCAGCUGAACUUCAAAGCCUUUGAGGGGCUGUUAGGGUUGGCCUUGUCCAAGGCUCUAGAUGAGGGCAGUAAUGUGUUUGUGAAAGACAGCUGGUUCCCAGAGAGGACGAGCUACAAGACGGAGAACUCUGCAGAUGGCACCGACUCUCUAGAGUCCCGAGUCCUCCGCCCAAACAGUGACGGUUGUGGAAGUGACGCGGAAGCUGAGCAGGUGUUCAAGAUGGAGAACACACAGCCCUCCACCCCGCAAAACAAAGGUUGUAUUCAGGCACCACUACUCCGGGGAAAACAAGGAUGGGAGGCGAAUGGAAGGGGCUCCACAAGUCCGCUCUCCAGAGCAAAUCAAAUCCAGGUCACACGUGAGAGACCAGUUCAGGUCAACCCUGGCUGGAUUUGGAGCAAAUCACUCAGCGACAUCCCGAUGGUUUACCCUGUGCGUAAAGUUCCUGAUGGGAGCACCAUUUAUGAUGUGGACCAGGACGCUGGCAUGGCAGGAGAGUGGAAUCAAGAAGACAAACGCAAGUGUAGCGUUGCUGCCAAGGACAGUGAAGCUCAGUGGCACGAUGACUUGAAUAAGUGGAAGAAUCGUCGCAGGAGCACCAAGUCUGACCUCCGCAGGAAGUCCCAAGACAGAGAGCAUGUCAUUAACCAGAUGUCCAAUGGGUCUGUGACUAAGAGUGAAUCACAAGUUGGACUGCUAAAGAGAGACCAGCAGUCACCACGCAGACAUAACCCUGCCCCUCGUCCUUACCCCACCUCUCCCCCAACAAAAUCAUCCAGCUCUGAUCUCCGGCCACAUACUCGGGCUCUGCUGGCCCGCAGCUACGCCACAGAGGCACCUUUCAGCCCCACGGCUCCACUGAGCUCCCACAGCUCACCUCACACCCAGGGACCGUCAGUUGGAGCCAUGCCUGCCUCUGAUGGGAACAUCCUGGGAGAGGAGACCCACCUUGCCUCCUUGGCCUCAGAUGGAGCAGGAGUUACCACACCUUCUCUGGACUGCCCCUUCAGCUCCCAGACUCAAGUCACAGCACAGGGCAGCCCAGCUCCUACCCAGCCAACAUCUGAACUGGCUAAGCCUGAAAAUGUUUUUACAAACCAAAUCUCCACCCUGACCACAACUUUAAAGCCAAAUGUGACCACGAAGUCAACCAACACCAGGGAUCCACCUGGAUCCAUGUGGAGUCACAAGGAACUUCCAUCCUGCGCUGACGCUGUUAGUCCGCCAGGAGGUGAUCCUCAGGAGGACUUGUCCCACCAGAGCCACAAGUCUCAGGAAGAGAUCCAGAAGACAUCAGCGGAACCAGCUGUGGAACAAGGCAGAGGCCAGCAGGCUGCAGGCUCUUAUAAGUUCCUCUCCAGAGCUGGGUCGUGGUCCAGCUCAGCCAGCCUUCCUCGUGGUUACCGGAGGUCCGAGGGCUCGUCUCGUCUCUCCUCUGCAAUCACAGCCAGGCCCUUUGGGACCAAACAGUCCAGGGUGUCCUCACUUCCGAGACUGUGCAAUGUCGACAACAACCAGGGUGUGCUGCUGAAAAGUGAGAUAGAGGAAUCUCUCUCUCCAGCCACCAAAUCUUCCCUCAAGAGACAGACUGCGACCGCCCAUCUGGAGACUCCACACCAGGCUUCACUCACACACAGGCAAGCUCACCAGGUGAAGCAGAAUGGCACAGAGCAGGGAGAGGAGGUGAAAGCUGCCACUCUCUCCAGCCAGAUCUCCUUCCAAACCAAUGGCUACCACCAUCAGCCCUACACCCAAACCCAGCUACUACCACAGCCUUAUUCCAACCAGCAGACCCACUACAACAAAAGCUCGACCCUGCCAUCUAAGGCAAGCGUUGACCUCCUGAAGGUGGAUCACAGUGACAUGAGAGUGAGCCUGUCUCUAAAACCCAACAGCAGACCAGACUUUGGUUUCCAGACUCACUGGGACUCCACCGGGGCGAGAGUCAAGUACAUUCAACCUGGCAGUCCAGCGGAGCUUUGCCAGCUGUGUGUGGACGAUGAGAUUGUGGCUGUUAAUGGAGUUUCGGUGGCACACAUGAACUACAACCAGUGGAAGGAUAAAAUGACAUCUUCCCUGCAGACCGGCAGUCUGACCAUGGACAUUCGGCGCUAUGGCAACAAGGAUUGGAGCACCAGUGAGGGGAGUCAUCACAACCAGCAGGGCCAGAGCAGGGUGACCCUCAAUCUGACUACCGCAUCGCCCGUUCUGAUGGGCUACCCUGAUCACAAAGCCAACAGUGGUGCCUCUACAGAAACCGCAGUCAGGACAGUGUCCAAAUUCAAUGGGCAGACAGACAAUGUUUUACAGGGCAAAGUCAUGCACGGAGAGCUCGGUGACAACCACAAGACAGCCAGGAGUAAAGAUUUUGAUAAUAUUAGUAGGAAAAAUCAGAAAAGGAGGGCUGAAUUUUUCAAAGAGAAAGGAGGCUCAGAAUCUGCAAUAUCUGAUCUCCAGGUGCCAUCUCUCAGCCCCUCCUCAUCCAGCUGGUCGUGGGACCGCGAGGAGGAUCGAAGGCGUCAGGAGAAGUGGCAGGAAGAGCAGGAGCGCCUCCUACAGGAGCAAUACAGGCGGGAUCAGGAGAGGCUUGAAUCAGAAUGGCGGAGAGCACAACAAGAAGUAAAGGGGGAGCUAUACAGGAAGUCAGGGCAGAACACAUUUGAGAUGACCAAUGGAGGUGAGAGACCUGCCAGCGCCCAGCCACACGUGAAUGGGUUGACAAACAAAAGCAGAGAAGAGGAGCGGAGCCCCGACAGAAAUGAGCUGAAAGUGACGGGAUCAAAACCUCAAAGUAAAGCACAAGGAGAGCAGCAUGACAAGAUUACUGAGCACGCCUGGGCUGAAGACUCCUGUGGCUUUGCUCAGCUGUCUCCUGCACACAGGGCAAAGUCCUUAUCUACCCCAGCAUUAGCUGGCCCCCACCAACAGGCACGAGGUGAUGAGAAAAAAAGACUAGGACAGUCCGCAUCUAAGGCUGAGAUAGACAGGCAGCAGAUUCUGGAGGAGAUGAAGAAAAGGACUCAGCUUCUGACCGACAACAGCUGGAUACGUCAGCGCAGCAGCAGCUUUUACAAAGAACCGAUCUAUGUUGGGGUUCCCAUGAAGAGGUAUGAGUCUCUGGACAACCUGGACAUUGUGCGUCAGUCCCCGCUCUCGGCCGCUACGUUCAGCUACCCUCGUCCACACUCAGCUGCGGCAGGUUACUGCGCUCCGAGUAGGAACGCCUCUUCCCGCUACAGCACUGGAGCACUGUUAUCCCAGAGAAAUACAUUUGACUCCUCUCAUCCUGGCAGGAUGGUCAGUGGCAGGAGGACUUGCUGUGUGUGUGAGCGUGUCCUGGGUAGUGGGGCAGCCAUGGUCAUAGAGGCCCUUAGUCUCUGCUUCCACCUCGCCUGUUUCCAGUGUGUGGGCUGCCACCGACAUCUCGGAGGAACUGAGACUGGAGUCCAGGUUCGAAUCCGAAAAGGGAGGCCCCACUGUGAGCCCUGCUAUUUCAGACUCAAGUUCCCUGGUGCCCCCUCCAUGUGACCAGCAUGCCGUGCUCCAGAUCAUAGAGUGAGCAGCCGAAUCACCGGGAACUUCUUUUGGAAAAAACUAUGAAAGCAGUGGAAACAUCAGCCGCACAGCCGAGGCAUGACUCUUGUCUCCUGCAGCAAUUGCUGAUACAACGGUGCACUCUGUUGUGAUAAAAGGUCUUUUGUGGAUAUACAAGCAAAGUAGACUUAAAGGCUGUUUUUUAAUCAAAUAUAAUUCAUGUGGUACUUGUCUUUCUGAAGAAAAUGUAGAUUUAAUAUAUGAAAUAAAGUGAUUAUGGAAUUAUAGUGAUUGAUUAAUGCUUUUUUUCUGAUGCUAGUGUUGCCUUUUGUCAUAUAUUUGUGUUGUAUUUGAUAUUUGUCCAAUAGCACAUUAAAGAUAUACAAUUUUUCUCGUUGAUGUAACUGAUGAAAGGAGACACAUUUUAACUUGUACUGAUGCACUUUCUGAUCUGUUGUAAUCUCACCAGGUGCACUAUGGGAUAAAUCACUGGUACAUGUAACGUAUGUAUUUCUUGCGUGGAAGUGGGAAUCUUAACUGGAAUGUUUUUGUAAAUAAAGUGCACUGAACAUAA
Messenger RNA from Epinephelus fuscoguttatus (brown-marbled grouper), 5181 nucleotides. RefSeq names its product LIM domain 7b (gene lmo7b). NCBI's taxonomy places the organism in Eukaryota, Metazoa, Chordata, Actinopteri, Perciformes, Serranidae. The record is from RefSeq and is a predicted model, not a curated record. Gene Ontology annotation, biological process: regulation of signaling; regulation of cell adhesion. Gene Ontology annotation, molecular function: protein binding. The transcript has 30 exons. Bases 576 to 4601 code for a protein of 1341 amino acids.